UGGCGAAACCUCCUCUUGUCGUUGUUGGUGGCGCAUGUGCCAAGUUUUGAUCGGCCAAUCGUUCGUUCGCGCCUUGCUUGUUCCCACGCCUUCGCCUCUCACCCCGCUUGCCUCUCUGCCUCCCGUCUGUUGCUUCUUGCUUCUUGCUCCUGCUGUUGUUGCCCUUUCUUGUGCCUUCUUCUUCUCCUCUCCCGCUCCUCUCCCCCGCCCGCUGCUUCUGCGCGUGUGCCGCCGCGUUUGUCAACGAAUCACCACACAACCGACACAACCUCCUUCACUUUGUCGACACAAUGAGUGAGACAGCGAAGCGUAAGCAGGAGGACACGAGCGAGGGCCUCGACACCAAGCGACCAGCAGUGAAGGACGACAACGCCGAGCCCGCAGGCACCGACAGCAUGAACGGUACCGCCGCCACCACCGCCACCCCUGAUGCAACCGAACCUGUGGCUCCUGCCGAGCAGGAUUCGACGGCAACAACCGCGGCGGACGAGCAGUCGGCUGAUCCCACUGCCACCACGUCAGCAGCAACCACAACGGCCACAACGGCCGCGGCAGAGGACAAGCCCGCGCCGCAAGAGGCAUCAGCCGAAGCCACGACGGCCUCCACCGACACAGCUGCAGCUCCCGCCACUGCCACGCCUGCUGAGGGCGCGCCCGCCGCCCCCGCUGACGGCACAGCAGCCACGGAGCAAGCCAACAGCAACCCGGCCGAUGCACCGCUUGCCGAGGGCCACGUGCUGGAGACAGUCAACGUCGCGGACCACCAGGUUGGCCGCCUGAUUGGCCGUGAGGGUUCCAACAUCCGCCAGAUGGAGGCCCUCUCCGGGUGCCAGGUGAACGUGCCGGCGGAGUGCGAGCCAGGCACCUCCGUGCGCAAGAUUACGCUGCGCGGCAGCCCGGAGAGCGUCCGCUACUGCAAGCAGAUGCUUGAGCAGAAGAUCCGCGAGGAUGGCGGCGACCCCUCGGCCCCCGCCACAGAGACCAUCACCAAGAUUGCGUACAUCCCCGACGACCACGUUGGCCGUGUGAUUGGCCGACAGGGAUCCACCAUCCGACAGAUCCAGGAGCUCUCUGGCGCGCACAUGGACAUUGCGAAGGAGUGCCGUCCUGGCGAGUACCAGCGCGAGGUCACCGUCACGGGCACACCGGCGCAGGUUGAGAAGUGUGAGGAGCUCAUUCGCAAGAAGGUUUCCGGCGAGAGCCUGCCCCCUGCCCCUACCCGCUCCGCCAACGACACCAUCAUCACCAUCCCCGACGAGAUGGUUGGCAGGAUCAUUGGCAAGGGCGGUUGCACCAUCCGCGAGCUCCAGGACAACUCUGGUGCUCACAUGGACGUCGCCAAGGCCCCCAACCCUGGCACGAACAAGCGCGAGAUUGUGGUCCGUGGCCAGCCACAGCAGAUUGCGUACUGCACCUACCUCAUCAACACCAAGAUUGCUGAGCUCACGGGCGACUACACGCGCAACUUUGUCGAGGGCCCGCCGGAGGUCCUCACCGCAGCCGCCAACAUGGGCAGCAUGUACGCCCAGCUGCGCCAGCAGCAGAUGAUGCAGCAGGCCCAGCAAGGCUACGGCCAGCAGGGCUACGGCCAGUAUCCACAGCAGCAGGCCUACGACUACUCUGCUUACUACCAGCAACAACAACAGCCGCCCCAGUGAACCUGCCCUUCUUGACGCGUCCGCUCGUGCAGUUGUGCCCGGCCACCAAGCGUGACAGCAUUCGCUUUUUGUGACCUGUGUGCGUGCGUGUGCGCGCGAGAUGCGUGCGUGUCCCUCCUUUUGGGCUGCAUCCAACGUCAUUGGCUCAUGCCACAUUCUUCAUGCUCCUCGAGACUCUUCGCUUCGUGUGUUCGUGUGAUCGUGUGUUCGUGCGUGCGUGCUUGCGCGCACGUGUGUGUUUGUUCCUUUUUCGCUCCGUGUCACCUGUGUCCACUCACGUCCUUGAACCUUUCUCAAAACCA
Molecule: messenger RNA, 1960 nt
Organism: Salpingoeca rosetta
Lineage: Eukaryota; Choanoflagellata; Craspedida; Salpingoecidae
Exons: 8
Coding region: 291-1658 (455 amino acids)
Biological process (GO): regulation of gene expression
Cellular component (GO): nucleus; cytoplasm
Molecular function (GO): mRNA binding
Source: RefSeq, a predicted model, not a curated record